This is a messenger RNA of Perognathus longimembris pacificus (Pacific pocket mouse), 1786 nucleotides long. It is a transcript of the gene Commd8, whose product is annotated as COMM domain containing 8. NCBI's taxonomy places the organism in Eukaryota, Metazoa, Chordata, Mammalia, Rodentia, Heteromyidae. The record is from RefSeq and is a predicted model, not a curated record. The transcript has 5 exons. Bases 67 to 618 code for a protein of 183 amino acids.
UGGUUAAGGCUGGCCUAGGUGGAGGCGCUGGAUUCAUCACGUGACUUGGACGAGGCUACACGCAGGAUGGAGCCGGAAGACGGGAUGGCCUUGUCGCUGCUGCGGAAGCUACCUGCAGAGUGGGGCUUGCCGUUUCUUCACAAAGUAAUUGAUGGCAUCUGUGGCCGAGCUUAUCCGCUUUACCAGGAUUAUCAUAGCGUCUGGAGUUCAGCAGAAUGGACACUUGUUCUAGAAGAAGUUACCAAGUUUUUCAAAGUUGUAGUUGGUAAAAGUUUAUCUGAUGAAGAGGUACUUCAGCAGUUGAAUCAGUUAAAUUUAUUUCACCAAGAAGCUAUCAUGAAAUGCUUGAAGAGUAGGAAAGAUGAACUCAAGCAGGCUCUGUUAGGAGAAAUAGUUGGUAUUUCAUCUGCUCAGCUACAGGAUUUUGAUUGGCAGUUAAAGCUUGCACUUUCUAGUGACAAGAUUGCUACAUUACAAAUGCCACUUUUAAGCCUUCAUCUAGAUAUUAAAGAAAAUGGUGAAGUAAAACCAUAUUCUGUUGAAAUGAGUAAAGAAGAGCUCCAAAAUCUAAUCACUUCCUUGGAAGCAGCUAAUAAGGUGGUCAUGCAGUUGAAAUAGCUGGGAAUUAUAGAUACCAACAUGCUCAGAUAUUAUUGCUACCAAGGAUAAGACAGAGUGAAGACUGUGUUCAAAGAUCCUGCCAUGGUUGACUGCUCUCCCAGCCUUAGAGCAUAACAGUGCUGAUUCGACAAGAUAAUCUAUCACCAUCCCUAAAGAACAGGAAAUUACAUGGUUGAUAGGAAAUGCAAAAACUGAAAGAUGAAAAGCUAUAAUAACAGUUUAUAUUUUCUGAUCAUUUUAUCUCCAUUUACUAAAUUUGUGGGAAAUCUUUGUAGAUAGUCUAAUUGAAAGCUAAAACUAGGUCCUAAAGUAAUGUAAACAUAGAAAGCACAAAUAUACUUGAAUAUUGCUUAUAUAAUUAUGUGAAUAGCAGAGACGUAUUAUGAUAAUUAAUUUGUGAUAUUUUAAAAAGUAACUUUUUUAAAGAAGGUAUAAGCUGCAUAUAUAACUCAGGAGAUCUUUCUCAUAUUACAAAAAAAGGUUAUAAAAUAUAAAGUUUUGUAGAGAAGAACUGUCAAACAUUAAUAAGGAAAAAAAAAUUCUCAAUUUGUGUGAAGUGGGAAAAUGAAAAUGACAUUGUUCCUUCUGCCAGUUUCAUGUCUGAUUGGAAGACUACAAUGCCAUUGUAUAGUGUGUAUGUUAUUACACAAAUGUCAGAUAAGACUACAGGACCAUUUUUGUUACAAAUUCUUAAUAUUGAGCCUUAUGCUUUCAAAUGUUAAAAACAUUGAAAAACCAUUUUUAACCUCAGCUAACAAAAACAAACAUUCUGAACAGAUAAAAACGUCAUGCUUUAUGUUUAUGAUUGAUUUAUUUCAAAUGGCUUCCCAUUUAACUCAGUAGUUAGUAAUGCAUAAUUAAGCAAUGCCUUCCAAGGGUAAGCUUUAUAACUCAUCUAAAGCUUGAGCCUGCUCUUUGAGGUGUCUAGAGCAGUCAUGCUAUUCUCAUCAUACACGUGAGAGAAGUCAGACUGAAUAUCUGAGUGUGAUCCAGACAGUUCUACUCACAAGGUGUCUACAAUACUACUGGGUUAUGACCCAUUUGUUCUAAGUUGUAAUUAGAAAAGGAGCUCAGGCCAGAAUGUUUUUCAAUGUACAGCUUUCUUCAUGAAAAGAUUUUGGUAAUGAAAAGUUUAUUAACUGAAGUAAACAGCAUGCUUAGUGUU